This is a messenger RNA of Perkinsus marinus ATCC 50983, 573 nucleotides long. RefSeq names its product clathrin heavy chain, putative. Gene Ontology annotation, biological process: intracellular protein transport; receptor-mediated endocytosis. The annotation marks the transcript as partial. Gene Ontology annotation, cellular component: clathrin complex. The record is from RefSeq and is a predicted model, not a curated record. The transcript has 5 exons. Gene Ontology annotation, molecular function: clathrin light chain binding. Lineage: Eukaryota; Perkinsozoa; Perkinsida; Perkinsidae.
AUGUCUCCUGAGUUCCUCACCAACUACAUUGGGAAGAAUUCAAAGGGUGUGGCUUUGGAGUUGAUCGAGGAUAUGCUGCGUUAUAACAGACAACAGAACACCCAGGUUGUUGUACAAGUGGCCAUCAAGUACCACGAGCAGUUGGAAGUUAAUAAGCUGGUGGCAAUUUUCGAGAAGUAUCAAUGUUGGGAGGGAAUGUUCUUUUUCUUGGGCGGGAUACUGUCGAGCAGUCAAGAUCCUGAUGUCCACUUCAAAUAUAUAGAGGCAGCUGCUAAGCUGGGUCAUAUGCAGGAGGUUGAGAGGGUUGUUCGAGAGAGUCAAUACUAUGACCCUGUGAAGGUGAAGGACUUCCUUAAGGAGGCUAAACUGCAGGACCCGAGACCACUUAUUUAUGUCUGUGAUAUGCAUGGCUAUGUGGAGGAGCUUACUGACUACCUCUAUUCAAACAACCUUAUGAAGUAUAUCGAGGUUUACGUGACCAAGGUGAAUCCAUUGAACUGUCCCACUGUAGUCGGGACGUUGAUCGAUAGAGACUGCUCUGAGGACUACAUAAAGAACAGCAUCCUCGGCAAU